This is a messenger RNA of Babesia bovis T2Bo, 846 nucleotides long. RefSeq names its product SmORF protein. The record is from RefSeq and is a predicted model, not a curated record. NCBI's taxonomy places the organism in Eukaryota, Apicomplexa, Aconoidasida, Piroplasmida, Babesiidae. The coding region runs from base 41 to 766 and encodes 241 amino acids. The transcript has a single exon.
ACAACAAUUAACAAUCUCACUCCCUACUAACUUUACCAAGAUGGUAGCCUUCAACUUCUUGUGGAAAUUCUGCGUAGUUCUUACUUUCGGGCUCUCUGCCACUGUCACCUCUACUGAUGUAGCCCAAGAUCAACCCACGCAUAAAGCACUAGACAGCGGAAUUUCCGGCAAGGAAGACAAACAUGACACCGAACCAGUGGAAGUACAGGAAGAAGAGAAUACCAAGAUUGGAAAACACACUAAAUCCGUAGAGCCAGCCAUAUACUCUGUGGAAUGGCAUCUUUUACCGAAUCCCGAAAGCAGAGCAAGUCUUCGUGAGGAGUUGCCGUCUGACUUGGCUGCAAAGGUUCCAAAGGACUGCAACAAGUCUAUAGCGCCUCCAGUAAUGAACCGCAUUCUGUGGUAUUUCUCAUGGCGUGACCUUCAGUGGUUUCUGCUACCCAAGCCUGAAAACAGAGCUGCGCUACUUGAGUUGUUACCAAGUGAUGUUGCCGCGUUGGUUUCAAAGGACUGUAACAAGCCCGUAACCACCAUAGUGGAAAACUAUAUUUGGAAGUAUUUCAAUCUAUCUCCAGUUGACUGGUUUCUGUUACCCAAGCCCGAAAGCAGAGCAUGUCUUCGUGAGGAAUUACCAAGCGAAUUAGGCGCUAAGAUUCCAGAAGACUGUAAUGAGCCAAUAACACCUUUAGUGGAGAAUGAAAUUAGAAAACAUUUCUCGUCGAUGCACAAAAGGGAAAGGCCAAGCCUUUUCCUGUCACAUUAUUAGUCAAAUUAAACAGCCGACAUUUAAAUAUCAUAUAAAAACAGAAAUACCAUAAUAUCAUUGUACAUUUACAUAUAUCAACC